Loa loa (African eye worm) is the source of this 4099-nucleotide messenger RNA. RefSeq lists its product as hypothetical. The transcript is spliced from 25 exons. The coding region runs from base 45 to 4025 and encodes 1326 amino acids. The record is from RefSeq and is a predicted model, not a curated record. Lineage: Eukaryota; Metazoa; Nematoda; Chromadorea; Rhabditida; Onchocercidae. Gene Ontology annotation, molecular function: protein binding.
UUAAAGAUUUGCCUAUGGAAUGCAAUUGAUAUGCGGAAGGAAAAAUGGCAGAUGCGUUUGUGGAUAUUUCAGAUUUCCAGUUUCGGGCACUUCAGCGUGUGAGGAUAUUCGAUAAACCGGAUGCGGUACGAUAUGAUGAUAUAUGUCCGUCCUGGAUUGCUGUUUCAUCACGAUAUGGGAUUAUUGUUUGUGCUUCUGGCUGUGAUAAAUUAAUAUCUUUAAGAAGUAGCGAUGUUCAUCGACUAAACAGCAGUAAUGCUGAUAUCAAUGUAGAAGUAACCGAUAUCCAGACGAAAGUAACCAACCUCCAAGUUGAACAGCUUAUCGCACUAACUGCGCUAGCCUGUAACUGCUCAGGUCGCGUGUUAUCGCUUUCAAUGCGAACAACAUCUGGCGCAUUCGUGUAUCUCUACGAUAUGUGUGCUUUUGCUGUCGAUCAUGUUGAGCAGAGAGGUCCUCUUUACAGUUUGCGACUCUCUGCUGAUCCAAACGCCCAGCCUUGUGCCUUAAAAUGGAACCCGCAACAGGAUACUAUAUUUGCUGUUGCUACGUCCGAUGGCGUGUUAUCCUGCUAUUCUUUUGAUAUUGAGAAAUCGUCUUCAGUAACCUUGAUUGGCACAGUUAAACACGAUGAUUUCGUAACUUGUAUAGGAUGGAGUCCUAAAGGGAAGCAGUUGGUCGUAGGCGACAUUUCGGGUUAUAUAAAGCAAUAUAAACCUGAAAUGAUCUUGGUACGCGUGACAGCACCUCCUUUAAAAGAUGUAAACCAUGCUCUGCGUUGCGUCGGAAUCAGUUGGCUUGCAACCACUGACAUUCUCAUUGCAUAUUCUCCCAAAACGGGACAGGAAGUAGAUAUAACGAAGUUAUGUGUGAAAAAGGAUGCACCAUCUCAAUGGACACAUUUCAAUGAUAUUAACUUCUGUGGCGAUAGGAGCACUUUCGAUCAGCGAAUUGAAUUUACACAACUUAUGGGCUGGAAAUUGGUGUUAUGCUCCUCGUCACGGUCCAGUGAGAUAGCAGUACUAGGUAAAAUCGGCUCUGAGUGGAAAGUCUGGACUUUAGAUGAUAAUGGACGAAUUGAAAUGCCUCUCAACUCUGAACAUUGUGAAACCUAUCCAAUUGGUGUUUCUGUCGAUGUUUCAUCAGUCCUCUCCGUUAAAAUUGGUGACGAGAGCAGUGUGGAGCAUCCUCCUUGUCCUACAAUCUUGGUUUUAUCGUCUCGAGGAGUUCUUCUUGCCUUCAGUGCAUUAUCUUCUCGUGCGGAACAUCAAAGCAUUAAUGUACAGCCGGAACGUUUGCCGUCAGAAAUUUACGGGAAGGUAGCAACAAAUGCUAAUGUAAUGCAGGACAGGCAUUCGUAUGUUGGUUCGUCAAAUACAAUAUGUCAAACUAUUCCUGUGUCCGCAGAUUCGCUGGACUCACUUACUUCUUUUGAAAACACGUCCAUUCCAAAUCAGAAUGUAUCCCUCUUUCAAGGGCAAACAAAGAUCGACACGCCGGAAACUAUACAGACAGCAACAGUAUCAAAAUUGCAUGAACUUUUACCUCGUAGUAAUGUAGAAGACUCAACAGUUUCACAGCAACAGAUACUGGAACAUUCGCAAUACCAACGGCUCAAGGCAGGGACAGAUUUGAUCAGAGAGUUACGGGAAGGUUUUCGAAAGAAACUCGUCAUUUUUGAUAAACAAUUCUUUGAACUUUGUGAACGUAACGAUUGGCUGCAAAAUUUGGAAAAGAAUGCAGCAAAACAACUGGAAUGGGAUAACGGCAUAAAUUUGGAUGAUGAAAUGUUAGAGUUGGAGAAAGUUCGAACAGUUGUAGCAUCGUGGCUUGAUGCUUUAGAGAAUCAGGUGAAAGAGAGUAUGUGUUCAAUUGAAGAACAGUUGGGGAUUGCGAAUAGUACCGAUCGAGAACUGUUUGACAGUGGACAGAUGUCAGAUUUCAAUAAUGUGCAUCGUUUGGAUGAGUUAACAGAAACCUUGACAAAACUGGAACAGAAAAUUGCGAAUGUUGAAGAUGUAUUAGCAGAAAUGCCAGCAUGUAAUACACAAAAUAGGUCACUUUUAACUUUGGACAUUGAUCAGGAACAGCAGAUUGCCACAACCGCAAAGAAUAUCUGUAAGGGGAUGGUCUCACGACGGAAAGCUUUAUGUAAAUUGCAACAACAGGUUGCAAGUUUGAGCACUCGAUUAAAGCCGUUGAAAAAAGACCAGGGAAUAAGUAAAUUUUUCACUUCAAUAGAGUCGUCACUUUCAGUUCCAUCAUUCAGUUAUCAAACCGACAGCGAAGAAUUAGCAACAAAAACAGCAGUUUUUACUGCUCGACAACAAAAAGAACUGUUGAAAUUUUUGACCCAACGUGGUCCUGUGAAACGGUCAGAAGCAAAAAUUAUUGUGCUUGAUAUCCAUUCACAUGAAGCUGAUGAAGGAAUGUUGAAUCCAACUAUAACAGAUAUUGAAAAUCGUUUGUUUGAAGCAGCAUUAGUGCCAAUAAAAACACCUAUGAAACUCGUUAUGGAUAUUGGAACGCAGUCAUCCGAUUAUUUAAUUUCUAAAGAAACGAAAUCGUCUACAAACAUGGCCACUUCCGGUCCUAUUAUUCCCACAAGUAUUAUGCGCAGUGGAGCCAGUAAACCGCUAACAGUUCAGUUCAAUCAGUUCCAAAACUUGACUGAAUCAGUUAUUAAUUCAUCGACAACUCUACCUCCCUCUCUCAUGAAUUUGAGCAGUCCUACUGCAGCCACACCAACCACCUCCAGCUCUUUUACUGCAGAGGCUAAACAGCUUCCUACCGCCGAAUCAUUCACGAAUGUUCCAGAAACAGUGGCGUUGAAUCAAGAGCAGUCUGAUGAUAUAGCAUUUUCAUUUAAAAAUUUGGAUGCUUCAUCGGCAGAAAGGAAUAACGUUUCUUCUCGAAGAACCGCUUCCUGCACUGUCAUUACACCGAGCAGAUCUGGUUAUACUUCUGCUGUUACACAGAAAAUUUUUUCAAUGGAAAGCAACGGAAAUGAUACGGCAUCAAUUGGAUCUGCUGCAACAUCGGAAUCAUUGACAAAUACUUGUGUGGCCAUAACUUCAAAUUCAACAACAACCACGAGAACUGACAGGACUUCGAUACAAAACUCUGAAAUCUCAAGAACGAGCAGUGGAAUGGCAGUAGCAGAUUCAUCUGUCUCGACGACAACAUCCAAAACACCAGGUUCCGAAACGAAUGUAUCGUUCACUUUCAAGUUACCGGCAGCAGAAAAUCAACAAACAACUUCUGCUCCAGAUGGGGGUUCAGUAGGUGUUACUUCUACAAACAAGAUAGUCGAGUUGCAUUCAAAAGAUUUAGAUACUACAGGUGACGAUGGGAUGAUGGAAGCAGAGGGUACUUCAGUUGCUCCAACAACUUUAUUCUCAUCUUCGCUAUCCUUUGGUUUGGAGAGUGCCAUAUCCAAUGCCAAUGCGACACAAAACGUUUUUGGUUCUGGACUCAAAUUCCUUUCAUCUGCACAGCCUCAAACAACUUCACUCUUUGGUAAUGCUGCUUCUGGAAACAAGGGCACCUCAGUAUUCGAUGUUGGUGGCUCAUCAACUUCUUCUGGUGGUGCUGGACUCUUUAGCCGAACACAGCAGUCGAAUGCAGUAUCGUCAGCUUCGUUUUCGUUUAGUUCAACAGCUAAUUCGCAUAAUUCUUCUAGUCUUUUUGGGACAAAACCAACGACUACUGGUAUUACAUUUGGCGGUGCACCGUCAUUUGGUUCGAAACCAGUAUUCGGAUCUCCAUCACCACUCGUUUCAUCAUUUGGUCAACAACGUUCUCAACAUAUUGCUCCUACAACUACUGGGUUUUCUAACUUUGCUAAAACCAGUACUGUUGGAUUUGGUUCACUGGCUGCAAGCCAGCAACAGCAGUCGUCGGUUUCUGUAUUUGGUGGGAGUGGAUUUGGUGCUCUAGCGCAGCAACCUCAAAAAAGCUCAAUAUUUGGUGGAGGUCUAAAUUCAUCCGUAACUAACAGUUCCUCGUUUUCUACGUGGCGUUAGAAGAUUGAUGAAGGAGCUACUGGAAGAAGGCAGUUGAAAAAUUGAUAAAAUUUCAAUAAUUGUAUUCUUUACGC